This is a messenger RNA of Purpureocillium lilacinum, 1740 nucleotides long. RefSeq lists its product as uncharacterized. Lineage: Eukaryota; Fungi; Ascomycota; Sordariomycetes; Hypocreales; Ophiocordycipitaceae. Gene Ontology annotation, molecular function: monooxygenase activity; oxidoreductase activity, acting on paired donors, with incorporation or reduction of molecular oxygen; iron ion binding. The record is from RefSeq and is a predicted model, not a curated record.
AUGGAUUCUCAAGGAAUGCAAUAUGGCGGCAGCCUCGACUUGCUCGUUGCUUACCUCAAUCAACCGCUCGUCCUGGCCGCCGUCGCCACGAUAACCGUCCUCAUACUCACCACCGGGCUGUUAUCAGGCGGCCCGUCUAUAGCCACCGGAGAUGGAAACAAAAAGCUACCUCCCAAGGUGUCCUUUUGGCUCCCGUUCUUGGGCCACGCGCCGCAGAUGCUGCUCGGCGGCGAUGCCUUUCUCGCCAAGUUGCGCAGCCGCUACUACGCCGAUGGCGUCUUCUCACUGCGCAUCCUCGGCCGCUUCCACCACUUCGUCUUCCGCCCGGAAAUGGCAAACACCCUGCUGAACCGGCCCUUGUCUAUAGCGCAGGAUCCGUCUGGCAACAUCUUGGUGUCCAUGUUCGGCAUGACCAAGGAGGACGAGGCCGUGUACGCCAGCCUGGCCGACGAGGCCAGGGCCUCGCUCAAGCACCUGCUGCAGGACCCCGGCCUGGGCGAGCUCGUUAGCCGCACCAUCGUCUACAUCAAAGAGAACAUUGCCGACUUUGUCACGUUCAACUCGUACCCGGCGGACCAGAUGGGGUGGGAGCGCCUCGCCGGCGCCGAGGUCGUCGAGAACCCGCGCGGCGAGAGCUACGUCGAGGCCGACCUCAUGCUGCUGACGAAAAACUUCAUCGCCAUGACGGCCAACGUCUCCCUCUACGGCACCGACUUUGUGGAGAACUUUCCCGACAUCUGGCAGUCCAUGUGGGACUUUGACAGCGCCUUUGUGCUGCUGGCCGCCCGGAUCCCCAACUGGAUCCCCUGGCCGCGGCUGCAGCGCGCGAGGAACGCGCAGAGGAAGCUGCUGGCCUGCGCGCGCGAGUUUGGCGAGGCGCUCGACAAGCAUGUCAGUGGCGAGGAGCCGGGACUGAAGUGGCAGGACCUCGACAACGUGAGCAGGGUGGUCAAGGCGCGGCACGAGACGUACCGCCGCCACGGGCUGUCGCUGCAUGGCCGGGCGGGCUGCGACCUGGGCUUCCUCUGGGCCAUGAACACGAAUGCGAAUGCGCUCGUGCCGUGGGUGCUGUUUGAGCUGUAUCGGGACCCCGUUCUGCUGGAACAGGUCCGCGAGGAGAUUGCGCCGUACGUCAGGGUCGUGCAGCCGGCCAACGACUUUGGCGACGCCGUGUGGGUGCCGGCAGAGCUGGAGUCGCUGGACCUGGACGGCCUGCUCAACAAGUGUCCGCUGCUACUUGCCGCGUACAUGGAGACUCUGCGGGUGUACACGGGGCCACUGAACCUGCGAUGGCUGGCCGAGGACGUGGUGGUGGACGACAAGAGCCACGGGCAGUCCUUUGUGCUGCGCAAGGGCGGCUACGUGCACGUCGCACAGGAGAUGCACCAGCGGGAUCCCGAGUUCUUCCCCGACCCGCACGAGUGGCAUCACGAGAGGCACCUGAAGGAAAAGGUGGACGAGGCGGGCAAGAAGACGGUCGUGGCCGAGAUGGGAACGAUGCGACCAUUUGGUGCCGGACCGAGGUUAUGCAAGGGCAGGGCCUUUGCGCUGCGAGAGAUUAUGCUGUACGCGGGCAUCAUCGUCUCCUUUUAUGACAUGGAACCGCCUCACGGGCAGAGCUGGGAACUGCCCAAGACGUACAAGCUGACGGCGACGAGGCAUCCGAAGACGCCGGUCAAGGUGUGGAUCAAGCGGAGGACGCUGCCGGCGAAGAAGGAGAAUGGGCAUUCGCGCGGGUAG